AUGGAGAAAUUGAAAACAUUAUUGAUCGCAAAUCGUGGUGAAAUCGCGGUUCGAAUUGCCAAAACUGCCAAAGAGCUGGGUGUCCGCACAAUUGCAAUCUACACUUCUGCUGACGCGACAUCACAACACCUCCGAGCGGCAGAUGAGGCAGUCCUACUACCGGGUGACGAUUCCACCGCGUACAUUGACGGGGAUGCCAUUAUAGAGAUCGCACAUUCCUACAAUGUUGAUGCGAUUAUUCCGGGCUAUGGAUUCCUGUCGGAGAAUGUGGAAUUUGCCCAAGCUGUCGCCAAUGCGGGGAUGGUCUUUGUGGGGCCUCGCUCCGAAGCCAUUGAGUCAUUCGGGUUGAAGCAUCGUGCUCGGGAUAUUGCUGUGGCAGCCGGAGUUCCAAUUGUACCCGGAACAAAGGGGCUGCUCGUAACAGAGCAGGAGGCAGUUGAUGCGGCAAAUAAACUGGGAUAUCCUGUGAUGCUCAAAGCCACCGGUGGCGGUGGUGGUAUGGGAUUAACGAUAUGCAAAUCAGUGGAAGAGGUCCGAGAGUCCUUGAUGCAAGUUCGGUCCCGAGGAGAAACUUUGUUCAAGAACGCCGGCGUAUUUAUGGAGCGUUACUACCCCGAGAGCCAUCAUAUUGAGGUUCAAGUAUUUGGCAAUGGUCUAGGAGAUGCCAUCCAUAUCGGGGAGCGCGAGUGCUCAGUUCAGCGCCGUCACCAAAAGGUUGUUGAGGAGUGUCCCAGUCCUUUCGUUGAAAGACACCCAGGUCUUCGCGAGAAGCUCACCUCUGCGGCGGUUUCUUUGACCACAUCCAUUCGCUACGGAUCUGCAGGCACAGUUGAGUACCUAGUUGAUGAUGUAUCGGGUGACUUCUUCUUCCUGGAAAUGAACACUCGUCUUCAAGUGGAGCACGGUAUCACCGAGCUCUGUUACGGACUUGAUAUUGUAAAGCUCAUGCUCCAACAGGCUGACCGAGAGCUAUGCGGUCUUGGAGGUCUGGAAAAAAGCUAUAUUAAAGCUUUGCAACCCAAAAAGCCUUCAGGCUGUGCAAUUGAAGUUCGUGUGUACGCAGAAAAUCCUGCACGAAACUAUGCACCAUCUCCUGGAUUGCUUCAACAUGUUGAGUGGAAGGAGUCGAGCGGCACUCGAAUCGAUACGUGGGUUGCUACCGGAACCCGAAUUUCCACAUACUACGAUCCCAUGAUUGCGAAGUUGAUGGUACAUGACACCAACCGAACAGCGGCUAUUGAAAAGUUGGGCGAUGUCUUGUCGAACUCCACCCUCUGCGGACCACCCACGAAUUUGGAAUUUUUACACGCAAUCAUUGAUUCCAGUAAAUUUAGGUCGGGUCAUACUCUCACUAAUUUCUUGACUGAUUUCGAGUUCACGCCUGCUGCGAUUGAUGUCAUAUCGCCGGGUGUGUAUACAACAGUACAGGACUAUCCAGGACGCCCAACAACUGGGCGCGGAAUUCCACAAGCAGGGCCAAUGGACCCUUUGGCAUUUCAAGUUGCAAACAUAUUGGCCGGCAAUCCGGUCGGGACCGAAGGCCUAGAAAUUACAUUGAAAGGACCAGAGCUACGGUUCCUAGCACCUGCAAUGGUAUCUGUCUGUGGAGCUCCAAUGGGAAUUACAAUUGAUGGGGCCGAUGUAGCAAUGUGGACACGACUAUAUAUCAAAUCUGGCCAAACCCUAUCAAUCGGAAAGCUCAAUGGAUCUGGAGGGUGUCGAGCAUAUCUCGCUGUUCGAGGAGGAUUCCCAGGAAUUUCCCCAUACUUUGGAUCAAAGUCAACCUCUCCUCUACUUAGUAUUGGCGGGUAUCAAGGAAGAGCACUGGCUCCAGGGGAUAUGUUGGCAAUUUCAAAGCUCGAUUUAUUCGAAGAAGAGUCUGAAGUCUCAUUGCCCAUUCAUUUACGCCCGAACUACCCCCCUCAUUGGGACAUUGAUUCCAUGGUAGGGCCAUAUGACGAGGGGUACAUUGUAUCCGAAGAUGUGGAAAUGAUAUACAACACAGUUUGGGAUGUUUCGCAUAAUGCCACUCGAGGCGGAAUUCGCCUUGUUGGACCUGCUCCUAGGUGGGCAAGAGAAGAUGGCGGCGAGGGCGGACAGCACCCUAGCAACGUGAUUGAAUACGGAUACCCGAACGGAACCUUGAACUGGACAGGAGACAGCCCUUGCAUCUUCCCCGUGGAUGCCCCUGAUCUUGGUGGCUUUAUAUCAUCUACUACAAUUGUGAAUGCCAGCCUGUGGCGUAUGGGCCAACUUAAAUCCGGCGACACUAUUCAAUACCGCAGAGUAUCAUUGAAAGAUGCUCUUCAGGCUCGUGAGAAAUUGGAAAGGUUUUUGGAAAGUGUGUCAGGACUUGUAGCCGGACAAUGUGACGUGAGCACCAUAGAGCCAAUCUCCAAUUCCGAAUUGCCAGAGUCAACUAUGUCUGGUAACUGGGGGAAGGCGUUGAUUCAUAGCACUGUGCUGGGGGAAUCUGGGAUUUCUAUGUCAUUCAGACAGGGUGGAGAUGACUUCUUAUUAGUCGAAUUUGGUGAUGGGAAGUUCAAUUUGAAUCAUCGGUGCCGAGUAACAGCAUUGAACGAAGCCUUCAAGAAUUCUCAAGAGUCCGACGAAUCUGUGAAGCAAGCCGUAUACAAGACCACCGGAUGCUGCAAUUUUGGCGAUCUCAGUAGCUCCCAUGUUCCAAGUCGAAAGUUUCGUCUUCCUAUCUGCUUCGAAAGUCCAGCUCAGCAGGAGGCAAUCCAGCGAUAUAUGGAGACCCAAAGACCACAUGCUCCAUUCUUACCCAGUAACAUGGACUUUGUGGCCAAUAUCAACGGCAUUACGCAUGAUGAAUUGGUGGAUAUUUUUCUCUCGGUUGAGUUCAUGGCUAUUUGUGUCGGAUUCUUCUGUGGCGAUACAAUCUGCCUCCCAAUCGAUCCCCGCUAUCGGUUGAAAUGCCCCAAGCAGAACCCCAGUCGUGUAUACACCCCGGAAGGAAGUGUCAGCUGGGGUGGAUCAUGCAUGAACAUCUAUCCCGUUGACGCUCCAGGUGGAUAUCAAAUGACAGGGCAAACCAUUCCCUGCUUCAACCAAUUGGGAGUGAAGCCCGACUUCUCGCCAAGUCAGCCAGGUCUUUUCCGUGACUUCGAUCAGAUCACCUUCUACCGAGUGGAGAAAGACGAGCUGGAGAGUGAGAUGGCUCGUUUCCGGUCCGGAAAUUAUAAAUUUCAAUACGAGGAUGUCAUAUUUGAUAUGAGCGCCCACAAUCGUCUCCUCGAUCAAACCAGAGAAGAAACCGCGGCAUUUAAGUCUCGCCAAUCCAAGGCUGAGGUAAAAAUGCUGGCCCUGGAAAAGGAAUCGAUGGACAAGUGGAUAGAGGAGAGAGCGAAGAACAACGUUCCUGCCAAUGAAAUUGAACUUCUGAGAGAAGACCCUGAAGUUUUAACGUUAUAUGCUCCUCUGGACGCAAAUGUUUGGAAGGUCAACGCUGAGGAUGGCACUAUCGUCUCCUCUAAUCAGGCCGUUGCUAUCCUCGAGGCAAUGAAGAUGGAAGUCGCUGUCUCCUAUAAUGGCGAUAAGAAAGAUGGUCUUGAUCAGUCCUUUAGAAUUGAGAAGAUGCUUGUCCAGCCGGGUGAUACGGUAAAAGCUGGAGAUUCACUUGCAUUUUUGAAAAAUGUAUGA
Penicillium cosmopolitanum is the source of this 3663-nucleotide messenger RNA. RefSeq names its product bifunctional urea carboxylase/allophanate hydrolase. Gene Ontology annotation, molecular function: ATP binding; metal ion binding. NCBI's taxonomy places the organism in Eukaryota, Fungi, Ascomycota, Eurotiomycetes, Eurotiales, Aspergillaceae. The record is from RefSeq and is a predicted model, not a curated record. The transcript is spliced from 16 exons. The coding region runs from base 1 to 3663 and encodes 1220 amino acids.